AUGGGGAACCUUAAAUUCUUUCCGCCAAAAAAGGAAGGUGAUAAAACCUACAUCUACCCUCCUGAUACAGUUGUGGAGGAAGGCAUCUCACUGUGGAAGUCCAGUUUGGUGGGCCAAUUCAUGGAUAAGUCUUUGCCUUAUUUUCUGGUGAAGAAGGCAGUGACUGCUAUGUGGAGCCAAUAUGGAGAAGUAGAAGUUUUCUCACUUGAGAAUGGAAUGUAUAUUUUCAGGCUCAAGGAUGAAGCAACCUGUGAUGAAAUUCUUGAAUCCAAAAUAUGGCAUGUCUCGAAUAAGCCUCUGAUUCUUCGAAAGUGGAAGCCAGGUAUGCAAGUCCUUAAACUUGCCCUUUCCUCUGUUCCUGUAUGGGUUAAAUUUUUACAUUUGCCUAUGGAAUUUUGGACCUCCAAUGGUCUUAGUUAUGUGGCUAGUGGGGUAGGUGUUCCACUUUAUGCUAACAAAGUAACAGAGGAGCAGAAACGCCUAGGGUUUGCUAAAGUCUUAAUUGAGAAUGAUGUUCAUUCUGCAUGCCCAAAGGAGUUGAUAAUUUGUCGAGCUAAUGGAGAUUCUGUUACUGUUGGUGUUGUCUAUUCAUGGUUGCCUCCUAAGUGCUCUACUUGUGGAACUUUUGGUCAUGCAACAUACACUUGUAACAAGAAAGAACAGAAGGUGUGGGUGCCUAAGAAGAUCAAUAAUAGUCCUCAUAAGAAGCCUAGCCUUGGUGCAAAGCUGACUUUUGAUAGGACUAUUAGCAAACCGGGGAUAGGCUCUAAACCUAAGGAUAACAAAGGAGAGAUUCGGCUCUCAAAUUCUUUUGCUAGACUAAGCCAGGAUGAGCGGUUUGAGGAAGAGGAUAAGCCUAGAACCCCGACUACAUUCUUGCAAGUAUUUGAGAAAGCUAUGUCAGACAAGGGGAAGGGAAUUUUGGAAGCAAGCCCUGCUAGAAAGGGCUGGAAAGUUAUCAACAACUACUCUAAACACUGCUUAGGGAAGAUAUGGAUCUGCUGGGAUCCAGGUGGAGUUAAGAUUGAUGUUGUUAAUGUUCAUGCUCAAGUUAUAACUUGCAGUGUGACAUCUCUAGAUUCUGGUGGCUCUUGGAUGAUCUCAGAAGUUUAUAGAGUUAAUCAUGGACCUGAGAGUAGAAGUCUUUUUAAGGAAUUAAUUGAGGUAAAGGUUGCUAUGGGAAGGAAACCUUGGUUGAUCACUGGAGAUUGCAAUGUUAUUAGGUUUUCGGAUGAGAGAUGGGGUAAGGAGGGUUUAUCUUGCUAUGAAAAAGAAUUUGUUGAUUGUAUCCAGAAUUUAGAAGUUGAUGACAUUGCCUUUACUGGAUGUUUUCAUAGUUGGACAAACAAGCAGAUUGGGGCUGAUUUUGUUUCCAAGAAAUUGGAUAGGGUGUUGGCUAAUGGAGACUGGUUGGCUACUUUUAGCAACACAGCUGUGGAGUUUCUUGAGAGGGGGGUUUCUGACCAUUCCUCUGCUCUUGUGACUAUUGCUAAGCAGAUUAGCUAUGGUCCUAAGCCUUUCAAAUAUUUUAACUUUUGGUCAGACCACAAGAACUUUCUGCAAUGGGUUGAAGAAGGCUGGAGGACUGAGGUAGAUGGGUUUUCCAUGUUUAGGUUUUACUCUAAACUGAAGUCUACCAAAACUGUCUUGAAAGUUAAAAAUAGAGAGUGUUUUGGAGCUUUGGGGCUAAAGGUAAAGCAGGAUAGGGCUAAUUUAGAGUCUGCCCAAGCAGAGUUUAUUGCUUCUCGGGGCAGUGCAGAAUGUCAGGUUCAGAAUUCUUCCAACCUUAUCAAGAUGGUUAAGGAUGAGCAUGGUCAUAGUUAUCAUGAGUUUAGUGAGAUUAAAAGGCUGGCUAUUUCUUUCUAUAAGAACUUAUUGGGCCAUUCUUCCCAUGAUUUUCCUCCAGAAAAAGCUGAGAGGGUUGCAAAUCUCAUCAAAAAGAAAUUUUCAGCUGGCUGUGUUGCAAAAAUGGAAGCUGUAGCGCCCCAGAUUUUUAGUAAUACAAUUAAUGUCUUAAACUAG
Alnus glutinosa is the source of this 2022-nucleotide messenger RNA. RefSeq lists its product as uncharacterized. NCBI's taxonomy places the organism in Eukaryota, Viridiplantae, Streptophyta, Magnoliopsida, Fagales, Betulaceae. Bases 1 to 2022 code for a protein of 673 amino acids. The record is from RefSeq and is a predicted model, not a curated record. The transcript is spliced from 3 exons.